Messenger RNA from Podarcis muralis (Common wall lizard), 2414 nucleotides. The record is from RefSeq and is a predicted model, not a curated record. Lineage: Eukaryota; Metazoa; Chordata; Lepidosauria; Squamata; Lacertidae.
AUGGAGGAAGAGGAACCUUCUGCAGCCAAACCAGAAGACAGCUCAAUGGCAGAAGACAGAGACGGCCAUGUUGUCCAGGUUGGGACUGUCCAUGAGUUUCUGACUGGGGAAGGCCCUCCACGAGUUAAGCAGGAGCCCGAGGAGGGGCUGCAGCAACGCUGGGAGAGCCAAUGGCAGGAUUUCCUAAAGACGGUAGAGUCACCCCCACAAGAGAGGAGCAGCUCCCAGCAGCCUGAUCCAUGGCCAGAGGAUGACACAAUGGAAUGUCAGGUCUCCUUGAAGAGAGUUGCUGACGUCACACAGGGGCCAGGAGGAGAGGGUACGGCUCAAACCCAUCUGGAUGUGUGUGGAGAGGCCCAUGAAGACCUGGACUCUUGUGUGAAAGUGAAGGAAGAAAUACUGGAGGAGGAAGCUGACGUGGAGGACCAACCCCAGCACUUCCAUCAGUUUUGUUACCAGGAUGCUGAUGGGCUGCAAGAGGCGCCAGGGCCCCUUGAUGUUGUGACUGUAAAAUCCCCGAAAUCGGAGGAAGAUCCAUUGGACAUUGUAAAGUUGCAGCUGGAGGUCAAGCAAGAAUAUGACUGGGAGGCAAGCUCAGCGGAAUAUGAUGGUCAGACUGGCACUUGGGAAGAGCGUAGAGCAAGGCUUCCUGUAUGGGGAAGGGGCCAAAACUUUAAUGAAACGACCUUCCCAUUUAGGAAAAAGACGAGUUCCAACAGUGAACAGCAAUGUCACCUGGACAUUUAUCUGCCUGAGGGUCAGCAAAUACGAGCAAAAGAUAAACUGCAUAAAUACACGCACUGUGGAAAAAUCUCUAAUAGCAGCAAAGCAUCCCUGCUUCCCCACGAGAGGACCCCCACCGGAGGGAAAGCAUACAUCUGCUCCGAAUGCGGGAAAAGCUUCAGCUGGAGAACAAACCUUGUUAAACACAAGAGAAUCCACACAGGGGAGAAGCCGUACAUAUGCCCGAGUUGUGGCAAAAGCUUCAAUGCAAAAUCCACCCUGAUCAAACACGAGCGUUCACACACAGGGGAGAAGCCGUACGAGUGUACAGAGUGCGGAAAAGCCUUUGGCGAAAAGGGGAUACUUGUUAAGCACCUGAGAAUCCACACGGGAGAAAAGCCCCACAAAUGUUCAGACUGCGGCAAGAGCUUUAUCGAGAGGGGCGCCCUCAUUAAACACGAGAGGACCCACACGGGAGAGAAGCCCUACGAAUGUCCCGACUGCGGGAAAACCUUUAGGAUCAGCUGCCACCUUAAACUCCACAAGAGGACGCACACCGGCGAGAAGCCGCACAAGUGCUCCGAUUGCGGCAAAGGCUUCAGUGAGAGAGCCUCUCUGGUGAAACACGAGAGGACCCACACGGGAGAGAAGCCGUACGAGUGCUCUGAGUGCGGGAAAAGCUUCCGGAUCAGCUUCCAGCUCGUGAUUCACAAAAGGACCCACACGGGCGAGAAACCACAUGAGUGCUCCGACUGCGGCAACAGCUUCAGGGAGAUCGCCUCCCUUAUCAAACACAAGAGAACACACACGGGAGAGAAGCCUUACGAGUGCACCGAGUGUGGGAAGAGCUUCAGGACCAGCUUCCAGCUGAAGACCCAUAGAAGGACGCACACCGGAGAGAAGCCGUAUCACUGCCUGGACUGCGGGCAAAGCUUCAGCCAGAGAUCACGCCUCGUCAUACACGAGAGGACCCACACCGGGGAGAGACCAUACGGCUGCUCCGAGUGCGGGAAAAGCUUCGUCUCCAGCUCUCACCUCCGGAAACAUGCCAUCGUGCACACGGGAGAGAAGCCCCACCGAUGCUCGUACUGUGAAAAAAGCUUCAGUAAGAAAUCCAACCUUGUUGUGCACGAGAGGAUCCACACGGGAGAAAAGCCGUAUGAGUGCUUGGUGUGCGAGAAAAGGUUUUGUAGCUCCUCUGUUUUUCAUAGGACACAUGAAAAUCCACCCGGGAGAGGCAUCCUAGGGAUAUUCACGUCCUAAGGAAGAGUUUGGCAUAAGGCCCAGAGAACUGAGGGGAACAUAAUGUAAUGUCACUGGAAUGGGGUGAUAAUGGAAAGGGAAACGUGUUUCAGGAACUGUCUAAAUAGCCACCCAUGGAUUUGUUGUUGUUGUUCUCUGUCUGUCCUUGGAACAGUGGCCAUAGCUCAGUGGUAGAGUAUGUCUUGCAUGCAGAGGAACCAAGGUUCAUUCUCUGGUAUUUCCAGGUAGUUCUGGAAAUCUGUCUGAAUCCCUGGAAAGCUGCUGCCAGUCAGUGUGGACAAUACUAAGUUAGAUGGGCCAAUGGUGAGUGAUUAGUGCAAUAAUACAGCUUCCUAUGUACAUGAUGCAUUCUCUCCCCCUCCCCUGCUAUGGAAUAAAUGUAUGUUUUGAGGAUGGCACGUGAACAGCCAACAUCGCCUUACACAGAG